Molecule: messenger RNA, 5058 nt
Organism: Botrytis deweyae
Lineage: Eukaryota; Fungi; Ascomycota; Leotiomycetes; Helotiales; Sclerotiniaceae
Exons: 3
Coding region: 1-5058 (1685 amino acids)
Biological process (GO): transmembrane transport
Cellular component (GO): fungal-type vacuole membrane; fungal-type vacuole
Molecular function (GO): ATP binding; ABC-type peptide transporter activity; ATP hydrolysis activity
Source: RefSeq, a predicted model, not a curated record
AUGUUGGGCAAAUGCCGUGGGCCUAUAUGGCAAAUCGAUGAUUUCACAAACUGUGUACAGAGAGAUUAUCUGAAAGUACUCUUUCCGCUAAUAGUCAUCGGCCUCUCGUUCCUCAUCCUAAUAACAUCUGCGGUCCGCCGGAAAAUAAAGUUAAAACAGAAACCCAAGUAUCGACAACUGCGAACGGGAUCAAUUGACCGUACAACGAUAAGUGGCAAUGGAUUCAGUCAUCAUAAUGGGGAGGCAAUUGCAAACGGAAACGAGCACACCGCUGUCGAUGACGAAGACGAGGGGUUGUCGAUAAAUGGCGGUGGACGAUUGGUAUUGACGAAAACGAUCACUCAAGGAUCGGUUGCUGCCAUUGAUAGUCCUAGAGGCCAGAACACCUUGACAGUUAUUGAGCUUCUUGCAAUCACGGUAGAACUUGGUAUCCAGAUCGCAGUUUUCGUACUCGGCGCAUAUGGUUCAAAGGGGGUUGUGGCCGCCACUGCUGGAAUCUUUACCUGGACCUAUAUUUUGAUACUCGCAAGUUUGAGAUUUGCUUUCUCCAAUACGAAAUGGAGAGUCCCAAAGAUUUGGAAUCACACGGCUGCUUUAUACACUGCACAGUGGCUCUUUUCGCUGGUUAUAUUCCGCUCCGCGAUCAUCCACCCGCGUUCCAGAGUCAGCCAGGGACUUAUUAUCUCGGAUUUCAUCCUCUCUUCGUUCCUUUUCGGACUCGCAAUUACUACACGCAAGGGCAACAAGGCUGUGGUCUUGGAGUGGGAGGGAGACAUUCAACCCUCAAAAGAGCCGUUGGCCAGCUUGUUUUCCAUUGCUACCUUCGCAUGGGUCGAUUCUAUUGUUUGGCACGGCUAUAUCAACACCUUCGAAAUCGGAGAUGUCUGGAACCUGAUGCCAAAGGACAAAGCGGCAGCUGUUUUGGCAGACUACAGACUACUCAAAAAGACGUCGGCCUUAGUAUGGCAUUUGAUGCGCUACUUUAAAGGUCUUCUUACUAUACAGUGUGCUUAUGCCGUCUUUUCCGGCCUUUUCAACUUUGCACCUACAUUGCUGUUGAAAGCUAUUCUUGAAUACAUUGAAGAUCCAGAUUCGGCGCCUCGCAAUGUCAUCUGGCUAUACGUCAUUCUUCUUGCCUUUACAGAUAUUCUUCGCUCGCUCGCUGAUCAGCAGGCCCUUUGGAUUGGCCGCAAGAUCUGUAUAAGGCUCAGGGCAAUCAUCAUUGGUGAAAUCUACGCUAAAGCAUUAAGAAGAAAGGCUGCAUCAGGAAGUGACUCUGUUCUUGGCGCAAAGAAAGAUCUUAAGGAUGUAGAGAAGCCUAGCUGGUGGCGAAGAUCACUUGGAAAGAAGAAGGGUGAGCAAACUUCUAAUGCCGCACAAACUCCACCAGCUACUGCAACUGGGGCUGGAAAGAAGACAGAUGAGCAAGCUAAUGUUGGUACCAUCAUAAAUCUCAUGUCUGUUGAUUCUUUCAAAGUCAGCGAAGUCACUGCGUAUCUUCACUUCCUCUUUGCUGCUGCUCCAACCCAAUUGAUCGUAGCUGUAUAUCUUCUCUAUCGUAUCCUCGGAAAGAGUAGUAUUCCAGGUCUCGUUGUCAUGGCUAUUCUUCUCCCUGUGAAUAUUGGAUUCGCUCGUGGCUUUGGAGCUGCCCAGAAAAAAAUUAUGGCAGCUACCGAUAAAAGAAUCCAUACUACCAAUGAAGUCCUAGAGAACAUUCGUAUCAUUAAAUACUUUGCGUGGGAAAAACGCUUUACUGAUAUUGUCAAUGAUAAGCGAGCUGAUGAGUUGAAAGCAUUACGCUUAAAGUAUAUCAUCUGGGCUUUCGCUGUUGCUGUGUGGAACACGGUCCCGGUAGUUAUUACUUUCUUCUCGUUUCUCUAUUAUACAGUUGGAGAGAAGAAGCCGCUUUAUCCUUCCAUCGCAUUCACAGCUAUCUCACUCUUUAAUAUUCUACGCGUUCCUCUGGAUCAAUUGGGCGACAUGAUAGCUCAUGUUCAGGAAAGUCAAGUAUCAAUCAAUCGAGUAGAGGAAUUCUUAAAUGAAGACGAGACUGAAAAGUACGAUCAGCUCUCACAUGAUAACUUGGAUGAGGAUGGUAAUCAAAUGAUUGGAUUUAAGAAUGCUACUUUGUCCUGGGGUGGCAAAGAAGCCUUCACUGAUGAAGAUGUCUCAACUGCAUUCCGAAUGAUGGAUUUGAAUGUCAAAUUCGAAAUUGGUCAUUUGAACAUCAUUGCUGGACCCACUGGAUCUGGAAAGACGUCUCUCCUGAUGGCUCUUCUCGGCGAGAUGGCUCUAAUCAAAGGAAAGGUGUUCCUACCUGGCGGUUUCAGUCGUGAAGAUGUCCGACCCGACCCCGAAACUGGUCUUACUGAAACCGUCGCUUAUUGCGCUCAACAACCUUGGCUCGUGAACGCUAAUAUCAAGGAAAACAUUUUGUUUGCUGCUCCACUGGAUGAACAGAGAUACAAGGAUGUGAUAAUUGCUUGCGCUUUAGAACGUGAUCUGGACAUUCUGGAUGAUGGCGAUGAAACACUUGUGGGUGAAAAGGGCAUCAGUCUUUCCGGUGGCCAAAAGCAACGUAUCUCUCUCGCAAGAGCUCUUUACUCCAACUCUAAACAUGUACUCCUCGAUGAUUGUUUGAGUGCUGUGGAUUCACAUACUGCCAAGUGGAUAUUCGAUAAUUGUAUUCGAGGACCAUUGAUGCUUGAUCGUACAUGCAUCUUAGUCACGCACAAUUUAUCUCUCUGUGUUCCUCAUUCUCGAUAUGUUGUUUGUCUCGAGAACGGUAGGAUCACCGAACAAGGAUCCGCAGAUAAGGUUAUAGCUUCAGGGAAAUUAGGAGAGGAAAUUACUAAAUCAAGCCCCGCUUCUGCUCUUCACUCACGAAUCCCAUCUCGAGUCCCUUCUAGCAUCGGUGAGGAGAGCAACGAAACUCUUAUUGAGGAGCAAUCUGCAAAUGGUAAGCCGGACGAUGCAAAUGCAAAACCAAAGGCGAAGAAAUCCAAAGAAAAGAAAAACGCCAUGGCCGAAACAAAAGCAGAGGGUGGUGUCAAAUGGAGAGUCCUCGUAUUGUAUUUGAGAGCCAUGGGUCCUUGGUGGUUCUGGGUUCUCGCUGUAAUGGUUUUUGGAGUCCAACAAGUUGGCGCUCUUGGGGCCAAUAUAUGGAUUAAGCAAUGGGCAAAUCAAUAUGAUGCUGAAGCUGUCCGAACCAAAUAUCACUUAUCCGCAAACAAUUACAUUGGCAAUACUAUCUCUACUAUCCAAGUCGCGAGCUCAAAGUUAUCUCAAGUUCAACCAUAUUUCGACCCUAACAAGACUUCGAUUGUGGCGAAGCUCGCUCCAGAUGUUGAUGUUGGAUAUUAUCUCGGGGUUUAUGCUUUGAUUGGUAUCGCAUGCAUGUUGAUUGCCCUUUUCAGAGACUUCUGGCUCUUCUUUGGUUCUCUUACCGCAAGUUGGAGAAUCCACGAGAAUUUGAUGAAAGCCGUCACCCGAGCAAAAUUUAAGUUCUUUGACUCGACUCCAUUAGGUCAACUCAUGAAUCGGUUUAGUAAGGACUUGGAAGCUGUUGAUCAAGAAGUCGCACCUAUCGCCAUUGGAGUCAUGUCAUGUGCCUUGGCUAUUAUUGUAACGGUCGCUUUGAUCACUGCUAUCACUCCUGGCUUCUUGAUUGCAGGUGUAUUCAUCAGUGCUAUGUACUUCUUUGUUGGAAAAUUCUAUCUUCGAUCAUCAAGAGAUUUGAAGAGAAUUGAAUCAAUUCAAAGAAGUCCAUUGUUCCAGCAAUUCGGAGAGACACUCAACGGAGUUACCACUAUCCGAGCUUAUGGUGAUGAAAAACGAUUUGUUCGAGACAACAUGUUACGAAUCAACACUCAUAGUCGACCAUUUAUUUAUCUAUGGGCAGCAAAUCGAUGGUUAUCAUUCAGAAUUGACUUGGUCGGUGAUCUCGUCGCAUUCUUCGCAGGAGCAUUUAUUGUCAGUAGUAUUGGUACUAUUGAUGCUGGUUCGGCUGGUCUGUCCCUAAGUUAUGCCAUCAGUUUUACGGAGAAUGUUCUUUGGAUGGUACGGCUAUAUUCUAUGAAUGAACAAAACAUGAACUCCGUAGAGCGAAUCAAGGAGUAUCUGGACGUCGAGCAAGAAGCAGCAGAGUAUAUUGAAGAAACUGAGCCGGCCAAGAACUGGCCAAGUCAAGGAUCUGUGGAAUUCAUUAAUUACACCACAAGAUAUAGGGAAGACUUGGAUCCUGUAUUACGAAAUGUCAGUUUCAAAAUCCGACCUUUGGAAAAAGUUGGUAUCGUUGGCCGUACAGGUGCAGGAAAGAGUUCUCUUGCCCUUGCUCUAUUCCGUGGUCUUGAGGCCGAGGAGGGAAAGAUUUUGAUUGAUGAUGUUGAUGUUGGUCUUAUUGGCCUUCGUGAUCUUCGUGAGAGAAUAACCAUCGUACCACAAGAUCCAACCCUUUUCACAGGUACCAUUCGAAGUAAUUUAGAUCCUUUCAACCUCUUUACAGAUGAAGAUAUCUUUACAGCUUUACGAAGGGUUCAUUUGAUUGGACCAGUAGGAACAUCGACAGCUCCUUCCACCCCAGGUGUCUCACGACCACCAUCUAUUGAAUCAUUAUCAGGCUCUACAACCACCAACAAGAAUAUCUUCUUGAACCUCAAUUCCACCGUUACAGAAUCAGGAAACAAUCUCUCACAAGGUCAACGACAACUUCUUUGUUUAGCUCGCGCUUUACUUAAACAACCCAAGGUUCUCAUGAUGGAUGAAGCUACUGCUUCUAUUGAUUAUACCACUGAUGCCAAGAUUCAAGAAACGAUAAGGGAACUCAAGAGUACGAUUAUCACAAUUGCGCAUCGUUUGCAAACAAUUGUGGAUUAUGAUAAGGUGUUGGUAUUGGAUAAGGGAGAGGUGGUAGAAUAUGCCCAUCCGCAUGAGUUGUUGAAGAAGGAAGGGAAGGAUGCGAUUUUUAGAGGGAUGUGUGAGACGAGUGGAGAUUUGGACGGGUUGAAGGAGGCGGCGAAGAAGGCUUGGGAGGCAAAGAGACUAGUGGAUGAUGAGUAG